AUGGCUCUUGCGGCUGUGCAUUUUUUACGGAAGAUCCCAAAUGCCAUGUCGCUGCGGGCUCCCCUGAGAAGAUGCCUCCAACUUUGCUGCCAGUGUUACCCAGUUCAUGCCUCUUUGAGUUAUGAAGCCAUAAAACAACACUACAGACCAGAGGUGCCAGAGUACUUCAACUUUGCAAGAGAUGUGCUGGACAGAUGGACUGAAGUGGAAAAGGCAGGAAAAAAGUCUAAAAACCCCGCAUUCUGGUGGGUAGAUGGUGCCGGAGAAGAGGUGAGGUGGAGCUUUGAGGAGCUGGGAGUGCUGUCCAGGAAAGCGGCAAACGUACUCUCUGAUGCCUGCGGUCUGCAACGGGGAGACAGAGUUAUUCUGAUUCUGCCCCGGCUCCCAGAGUGGUGGCUGGUGAAUGUGGCUUGCAUGAGAACAGGAACUGUGCUGAUUCCUGGCACACAGCAAUUGACAGCAAAGGACAUUCUUCACCGACUGCAGAAAUCCAAGGCAAAGUGUAUCAUCACUGAUGAUUCUGUGGCACCAGCUGUAGACUCAGUUGGGGCUGAAUGCCAGUCUUUGAAAUUCAAGUUGCUUAUGUCAGAGGGCCACAGAGGAGGAUGGCUGAACUUUAAAGAUCUCCUGAAAAAUGCUCCUUCUGAUCACCACUGUGUGACCACAAAGUGUCAAGAUCCAAUGGCCAUCUAUUUUACCAGUGGAACUACAGGAUCUCCCAAAAUGGCUGAACAUUCCCACAGCAGCUAUGGUAUUGGCCUCACAGUAAAUGGAAGGUACUGGCUGGACUUGACGUCCUCAGAUGUAUUUUGGAAUACAUCAGACACAGGCUGGGCAAAGUCAGCUUGGAGCAGCAUUUUUUCACCAUGGAUUCAAGGGGCAUGCGUAUUUGUGCAUAAGAUGCCACACUUUGACCCAAGCAUUGUCUUUGAGAGUCUGUCAAGAUUUCCCAUAACCGUCUUCUGUUCUCCUCCAACUGCCUAUCGAAUGCUUGUGCAACAUAAACUGCCCAGCUAUACAUUCAAAAGCCUGCGGCACUGUGUGAGUGCUGGGGAGCCAAUCAACCCUGAGGUGAUGGAAGAAUGGAAAACACAUACUGGGCUGGAUAUUCACGAAGGCUAUGGACAGACAGAAACGGUGCUGAUCUGUGGAAAUUUUAAGGGAAUGAAAAUCAAACCUGGCUCUAUGGGAAAGCCAUCUCCAGGGUAUGAUGUCAAGAUUAUAGAUGAAAACAGUAAUAUUCUGCCUCCUGGAAAAGAAGGAGAUAUUGCCAUCAGAGUAAAGCCUACAAGAUCGCUUUUUCUUUUUACUUGCUAUACUGACAAUCCAGAGAAAACAGAGGCAACAGUACGUGGGGAUUUUUAUGUCACAGGAGACAGGGGGAUUAUGGAUGAGGAUGGAUACUUCUGGUUUGUUGGAAGAGCUGAUGAUGUCAUUAAUUCUUCUGGAUACCGUAUUGGACCAUUUGAAGUAGAAAGUGCCCUAGUAGAGCAUCCUGCAGUGGUGGAAGCAGCAGCUGUCAGCAGUCCAGACCCCAUCAGAGGAGAGGUAGUGAAAGCCUUUGUUGUUUUAACACCUGACUAUGCUUCACAUGAUCCGGAAAAAAUGAAGAAAGAGCUACAAGACCACGUUAAGAAAGUUACUGCUCCAUACAAGUAUCCUAGGAAGAUGGAGUUUGUUCAACAGUUGCCAAAAACUGUUAGUGGGAAGAUCAGAAGAAAUGAACUGCGCCAGAAGGAGUGGAGAAAAGAUUAG
This is a messenger RNA of Opisthocomus hoazin, 1755 nucleotides long. RefSeq names its product acyl-coenzyme A synthetase ACSM3, mitochondrial. Gene Ontology annotation, molecular function: fatty-acyl-CoA synthase activity; fatty acid ligase activity. The record is from RefSeq and is a predicted model, not a curated record. Lineage: Eukaryota; Metazoa; Chordata; Aves; Opisthocomiformes; Opisthocomidae. Gene Ontology annotation, cellular component: mitochondrial matrix. Gene Ontology annotation, biological process: fatty acid biosynthetic process; acyl-CoA metabolic process.